UUGUUUAUGUUUAAACUAUGGGCGGCACUAAAUGCUGUUUUCGCGAUUGUCCAAUAAGUUCAAGCCGCAAUCCCAGCAUGCACUUCUUUAAGUUCCCGGCCAAAGACCCAAAAAGAUUAAAAGACUGGGUGAGAUAUUGUGGAAACAAAGAUGUUGCAAAUGCAUCAGUGGUCAAAUUGGCAGGGAAAACUGUCUGUGCCCGGCAUUUCCGUGCCGAAUCCUUCAUGAACUACAAAAUGGAUAGACUCAUUCCCAUGCAGACGCCCACUUUGCUCCGGAUCAACCGGGAUCUGGCCCUGGACUUUGAGAAUCUCGACCAGAACGGGGAGGCGCUCCUGGUCAAGCUGACGCCUCCAACGCAGCUCCAUCUUAUACCACCCAAGGAUUUCGAAUGUCCCCUGGGCUUCGUGGAUGGUGAUGGGGAUACCCAGAAUGUGGAGGUCAUUAGGAAAAGUACUAGGACUAGCACAUACGUGGAUCAGAGGAUUGAGCAAGAAAUGAAGGAGAUCAUUGACGAGGUAAUCAAGGAAGCACCAGAAAAACAGACUGCCAUCGAGAAGAUUACAAAUGAGGAAAAGGAAGAGCCACCAGUGGUGUUCGACUUUCCUGGAAUAGAAAUUUUGGAGGAGACGGAGGCGGAGGAGGAGCAGGAGCAGGAAUCAAUCGCAACCACUAGUACUUCGGUUCUGCCCCAAAACAUUCUGGAUAUUAUCAAUCAACUGCAGCCCUCAUUGGGCAUCAAAUUAAUUAAAAGGCCUGAGGAGAUUCAAAACAUUAGUGAGAUAAACAUGCCAUUCAAUGAAACAACAAAAGCGCAGAAUGAAGAUUUAACUAAAAAGCACACAAAGUCCAAGGAAGAAGAGAGAAAACCCAAACCAACAAGCACAUUUCGGGAUGUUAUCAAUAAGCCAAAGGGGUCCGACCAAUCCCAAAAGAAGCUUGUUCAAAUAAGAUACGUGGAGAUGACUAGAAAGAAAGAUACGAUUCGUGAGAUGCACGAUAAGGAAUUACUUAAAAAUGAAGACCAAUCUUCCAAAGAACAGGCCAAGAAAAGAAAGCUAUCUGAAGACACACAAAACAUGACUGAAAACCAUACAAAAACAGGCAAUGUUUUGGAAGUUAAUCCAAUAAUCAAGAGUAAACAGAAGGUUCUAGAGAAGUCCAGAAAUUCGAACCCCUGCAAACCAAAUCCUAGCCAAGAAAGGCAGUCUUCUCCAAGUUUCUUAAACCUGGAAGAUACUAUGGAAGUAAGUAGUGAAAGUGAGGGGGAAGUUGCCUCCGUUGAAAAACCAUCCUCCUCCGAAGAAGUCCUCCAUGAAAAGCUUCUUCAGGAUUACAACAAACUGCAGGCCGAGUAUGAAAAGAUUUCAGAGGAGAAUGCCGAACUCAAACGACUGCAGACGAAAGUGCCAAAGCCUCUUGCUCCCAUUAAGUCCGCCACCAACUCAUUGACCAAACCACAGCUUUAUAUAGCCAUCAAGAAGUACCUGGGACCCACGAUGGCUGCCCUGCUGCGCAUGGAAAUGUUUGGGGGAUCCGAGGAGCGCACCUGGAAGGAUGAUGAGCGGGAGUUUGCCAUGGAGCUGCUGCAACUGGGCGAUGAGGUCUACAAGUACUGCUGCGACGAGUGGCGCUUCCGGUUGCCCUCGCUACGGAUUGCACGCUCCUGGCUGGAGCAAAGACAAACGGAAGAUGUUGACGAGUUCCUCGAUUUAUAGCCGUAAA
Messenger RNA from Drosophila elegans, 1725 nucleotides. RefSeq lists its product as uncharacterized. The coding region runs from base 18 to 1718 and encodes 566 amino acids. The transcript has a single exon. The record is from RefSeq and is a predicted model, not a curated record. NCBI's taxonomy places the organism in Eukaryota, Metazoa, Arthropoda, Insecta, Diptera, Drosophilidae.